Messenger RNA from Chara braunii, 1449 nucleotides. NCBI's taxonomy places the organism in Eukaryota, Viridiplantae, Streptophyta, Charophyceae, Charales, Characeae. The record is from the annotation of a GenBank genome assembly.
AUCAGGACACAUGAUGAUAUCCAGCCUUCAGGUUAUCACAGUUGUGACGAUCUGUCGUUGGUUGGCGACGUGUCUUUGAGCUCAAUAUUAGUCCAUAAUACGGACGAUGGCGAGCGACCAUCACGACAGCUCGGGCCAAGGUAGCAGCCGGGACCGAGGCCAGCGACGCGACCCCAUGACUUGUUAUGCAUGCGGGGAGGAAGGCCAUUACUCGACCCAGUGCAAGAACCCGCGACCGGGAUGGCGGGGUGCGCGGCCGUCUAGUUCGUAUGAUUCCAGGCAGGGACGUUCAAGCUCCCCACGUAGGAGCUAUCGCGAUGACCGGGAGGUGCAGUCUCAGAUGAGAGACAUCGGACGUAGUGUCGCAUUGAUGAGGGAAUACAUCGAAGCUGACCGGGCGGCCAAGGAAGCUAAAGCAAGACUGAAGGAGGAGAGAAAGGAAGCUGAGAGACGCGAACAGGAGCUACGAGAGGCCAAGGCAAGAAAGGCCAAGAAGAAGGCGAACAAAGCCAAACUGGAAGAGCAGCGAAUUGCGGCCAUGAAGAAGGAUAUGGAUAUACAAGUGAAGUUGACUGUGAAGGAAGCAAUGAAGGAUGUCCUCCUUGGUACGGAGAUUCCGGAUGCCUUAGUUGCUGCUAAGCUACUCGAAUCGAAAGGGAAGCAGAAGGUGACGUAUGCAAGCGACGACGAGUAUCUUUCCGACUUUGAACGUGUUAGUGGUGAAGCUGAGGAGAUCCCGGGGCGGACCGGGAAGCUGACGAUCCAAGAAAAGCGGAAGAGAGGACCGGACCCAGUCUUUGAAGACAGUCCGCUCAUGGAACUGCAAGCUAAGCGCACUCCGAAGCGGACGCCGAGACGUGGUACCCGCGGGACUGUGCACCUUACGCCGAGGAUGACCAGAUCCAAAACGAAGUCGAAGGUAAGACUGUCACCGAAUACCAAGGAGAAAAUCAAGGCUGCCGCUAAGCGGAAGAUUCCAGCAAGUUGUGGGAUCGUUGGGCGAUAUAAGUUCCGGGACGAGGUCAUCCAUCAGUUGAAAAUUCUGGAUGCUAUUACGCUACAGAAUAUUUGCAACGAGGAAGGGGUGUCGUAUAAUGGGAAGAUUGAUGCCAUUUUUGACCUCGUUGAUCAUUGGACUCACAUCGCAUACUGUACCGAAGAAAAGGAAGCAGAACAUGAGGAAGUGAAACCUGAAGAAGAGGAGGUGACCUCUGCGGACGAAGCGGACGAGGGUAACGAGAACGUGAACUGAUGUGGCUUUGGUAUUGCCGAGUAUUGGAGGCUUUGCGACGUUUUGAUUGAACUGCGCGGUAAGUUGUCGACAUAUGACUGUAGGAUUGAAGAACUCUUACGUUUGGUAGUGGUGAGACUGUCGAUUGUCGGAUGCGUCCGCUGGAAUUUGAAAUGCGUGGAAUCUAGGGUUAGACAUUACGAGAAGUAUGGGGUAGA